AUGCAGUUCACUCUCUCCACCGUCCUUGCUCUGGCUCUGUCCGUCUCUGCUGCCAAGAUGAGCAUGUCUAAGGCCCAGGGAAUCUGCACCCAGGGCGAUGUUGCAUGCUGUGACUCCAACGAAGUUAUCUCCGCCGAUGGCAUCCUCGGCGGCCUCCUCGCCAAGGGUGCUCUCAACGGCCUUCUCGGCAACGAGAACUCUGCCUGCGCCAAGAUCGAUGUCCUCGGCGACGUCAACGUCCUCGCUUCCUCCGAGCACACUGAGACCGGCCCCGUCUGCAAGAGCAUCACUGCCUGCUGCCCUCACGGUGGCGACAAGUGCUCUGCCAUCGAUCCUUCCUCGUAA
Molecule: messenger RNA, 345 nt
Organism: Penicillium paradoxum
Lineage: Eukaryota; Fungi; Ascomycota; Eurotiomycetes; Eurotiales; Aspergillaceae
Product: hydrophobin family protein
Exons: 3
Coding region: 1-345 (114 amino acids)
Cellular component (GO): fungal-type cell wall
Molecular function (GO): structural constituent of cell wall
Source: RefSeq, a predicted model, not a curated record